AUGAUGACAACAACGACGGCCGCUUCUGGUUAUUACGACGUUAAUAAAUUCAUACAAAACUUCAGUAACAGUAGCAAUGAAGGGCCGUCCGAAUGUGGACAGGAAGUCAAUACCAAUGGCCUAGCAGACUUCAUUAUUUAUGGCAUAUUCGUCAAUCUGAUCGGUCUCUUCGGAAUCUUCGGCAACACGAUCUCAAUGAUCAUCUUAUCGCGACCGCAGAUGAAAUCUUCUAUCAAUUAUCUACUGAUUGGAUUGGCCAGAUGUGAUACAGUACUGAUUAUCAUUGCGGUAUUAAUCUACGGAUUACCAGCAAUCUACACGUAUACAGGCGCGCUAUUCGACUACAAGUUCAUCGUCUAUCCGAAAACCAUCAGGUACCUGUAUCCGCUGGCUUGCAUAGCGCAAUUUGUGACGGUGUAUCUGACGUUAACGGUGACUUUAGAGAGAUACAUCGCGGUCUGCCAUCCAUUGAAAGCUAGAUCCUUCUGCACUUAUGGACGGGCUCAAGUAGCAGUGUUGAUCAUAGUGAUCGUCGCUUUUAUUUACAAUUUACCCAAAUUCUGGGAAAUUGAAGUGUAUAACGAGAAGCAUUGGAAGUAUAAUAUUACGGUGUACUGCGUUGAUCCAACUGAAUUGAGGAGCAACGAAUAUUAUGUCAUCCUGUACAUUCAUUGGAUGUACUUUUUUGUGUAUUACAUGUUUCCGUUCAUCGCACUGGUGAUUUUUAACACGGCCAUUUAUCGACGGGUCAGAAAGGCGAACCGAGACCUGCAGCAGCUAUCGCGUCAUCAACGUCGAGAAAUCGGCCUAGCGACGAUGUUGAUGUGCGUGGUGAUCGUGUUCCUGAUUUGCAACAUCCUGCCUAUGAUCUCGAACGCGCAUGAGACGUUCAUCGCAGAUCCGCCGCAGUGGAUGGUGCAGAUCGGCAAUCUAUUGGUGACUAUCAACAGCAGUAUCAACUUCAUCAUUUACGUGAUCUUCGGACGAAAGUUCAAGAGAAUAUUCCUCAAGCUCUUCUGCUCAUCCAGGCUGUUUGUGCCCGGCCGGGAUAGUCCGGAGUUUCAGACUUACGACGAAUCGGUUGUCACGACGAAUAUCGAACUGAGAAACUCAGUCAGACACGGCCACCUUCAUCGUGCCAACACCAUCAGCUGGAACAACAACAUCCACGUGUCCAACGGCAGCACCAGACAGAGUCUGAAGAGUGGUAGACCAGCCAGCCCCGGUUCCUGCGUUUAUUAUCCGGGCAAGAAUUCAGUGAGAAACCUUAGUCAGAUGUCAAGAACGUCGAAUGGUCGCAACAGUUGGACCAGAAGAGAGAACGGCGAUUCUACGCUAUAAUGGACAGCAACAACUAUCCGCGUUUAUUAUGCAAUUAGAAGUCUGCCGAGUAUUUUAAUCAAUGU
Messenger RNA from Cyphomyrmex costatus, 1406 nucleotides. RefSeq names its product FMRFamide Receptor (gene FMRFaR). The transcript is spliced from 4 exons. The record is from RefSeq and is a predicted model, not a curated record. Gene Ontology annotation, biological process: G protein-coupled receptor signaling pathway. Gene Ontology annotation, cellular component: membrane. Gene Ontology annotation, molecular function: G protein-coupled receptor activity. The coding region runs from base 1 to 1341 and encodes 446 amino acids. NCBI's taxonomy places the organism in Eukaryota, Metazoa, Arthropoda, Insecta, Hymenoptera, Formicidae.